Eublepharis macularius is the source of this 1870-nucleotide messenger RNA. Its product is annotated as urokinase plasminogen activator surface receptor-like. The transcript has 7 exons. The record is from RefSeq and is a predicted model, not a curated record. The coding region runs from base 81 to 1109 and encodes 342 amino acids. NCBI's taxonomy places the organism in Eukaryota, Metazoa, Chordata, Lepidosauria, Squamata, Eublepharidae. Gene Ontology annotation, cellular component: plasma membrane.
CUGGGCUGAGACAAGACAGGGACAAAAUACAUCUGUGAAUUAGAAACACAAUUGCCUAUCUCACUUCACUCCUUGCGGACAUGGAUUUUUUCUUCUGGACCCAUUUCGUCUUCCUACUUUUCUUGGCAGCUCAUGCCCUUGGUCUUCAGUGCUACUCUUGUGAUGGGAACAGUAAUUGCCUGGAUUCCCAAGUCUGCCAAGAGCAUCAGGAUCGAUGCCGCACAACUGUCAUGACAACGUUAACCCAAUCAGGGAUCUCUACAUACUUCCUUAAGGGCUGCGACGUGAGCGGGAAGGCCAACAAUUCCAUUUCGUACCUCUCCAAAAACCAGGUUGUGUUUUUGGCGGAGGAGCACUGCGAGAGUCAACUCUGCAACGAAGAGACACCAAACGUACUGGACGUUCUCCUUGCCCGUGGUCGCCAACACAGGCCCAUGCAAUGCUAUUCCUGUGGCCAAGCCGAGGGAACUUGCUUCAACUCCAGCCUGGCGCAGAUGCGCUGCUCUCGACCCGGAGAACAGUGUGUGGACAUUACUUCCUUCACAAUGCUAGAAGAAGAGUUCUCCCAGGAUGCACAGCACAUCAAAGGUUGCGGGCAGCUAGCCCACUGCCAGGAACCCCUGGGCUUCCACAACCAGGGCAGCUUUUACCUGAUCAAAUGCUGUAAUGCCAGCCUAUGCAACAAAGAGACGGAAGAUUAUAAGGCUACCCCUCUGCCCCUGAAUGGACUGACGUGUUACAGCUGUGAGGGGAACUUUAGCCAUGGUUGCGCCCCCAACGACAUCACUCAGGUGCAAUGCCAGGGCUCCAUGAACCAGUGCUUAGAGGCCUCGGGAAUAGAUGGCAUCUCUGGCCAGAGCUCUGUUGUCAAGGGUUGUGCUUCUUCUUCCUGGUGCGACAGCCCCUACACUGCCAUCUACAAGAAUCUGGGGGCCCCUUACACCCGCUGCUGCACUGGCGAGCUCUGCAACAACUGGAUCGUCAAUGAGUCCACUUUGAAGCCUUCUGCCAGGAGCCAAGCCGACCACAACCCCACAACCUCCUCUGUUUUGCUUUCAUCGAGCCUGCUUCUCUGGGUUGCCUUUCUGCUCUGCUCAGAGAACUCCUGACCUCCGGCACCAACACCUGAGUUUAGUUUGGGCCGAGAAAUACCAGAGCACAGCUCCCCUUCCCCCAGUUCUGCAGUGCAGCUGUGAAUAAACACGUGGCAUCUGAGUCUAUGCAGAGUGCAAUUCCCAUAUUGCUGAGGAAUGAUAGUCUACUCUCUCAACCCUGGUGGCGAGGGAGCAGAUAUGAGAAGCUGGCUUCUCCAGGAUAGAAAGUAAAAGUUCCAAACAGUUCCAAACAGUACCCAAAUUGUCCACUAACUUAUUUUUUGAGAAAUUGGAGUGGAAAUAGAGACUAGUGGUUAGAGAAGGGCAAGAAUGGAACAUAGAAUUUCUGGGUUCUGUUCUCGGCCAUGGAAGAGUAAAAGGAGGUGAGCGAAUUAAGGUGUGAGUGCUGGACAGCUCUUCGGUCUGAAGAUGGCUGUUGGAAAAUCAGUUUCGUAUCCUGAAUAUCAAAACCAGGAACAUCCCAGCUUAUUAUUUAUUUUUAUUUAUUGAGGCUAAGGACUCUCACCCCCAAGGAUUUUGCUUCUUCUUUUCGUACCUUCCCACCAGGUACCUCCCUCACGUGAGGAAUUGCAAUUCCAUGCAAUUGAAAAGACUCGUGGAUCACGUCAAGAUCUUUUCUUCUGCAAUGGCUGUCCUCCAAAGUUUGCUCCUCUGAAGUAUCUUAGCCACAAGUGAACAGUAUAUCCCAAUUAAUCCAAUAUUAUUUUAUAUAUAAGCAUUAUUUAUGUUAAUAAAGUAUUUUUAUAAUAUUGCAA